Molecule: messenger RNA, 1732 nt
Organism: Wasmannia auropunctata (little fire ant)
Lineage: Eukaryota; Metazoa; Arthropoda; Insecta; Hymenoptera; Formicidae
Exons: 5
Coding region: 99-1562 (487 amino acids)
Source: RefSeq, a predicted model, not a curated record
AUGGGGAUGCGGUGGACCGAGUGGUGAACUUGAGAGAAACGACAAUUGGCAAAAUAGUGACGUGUGAUAGCGGGUACAAUCGCGAUCGUUCCUGGCGAAUGGCGAACACCAUGAAGAUGAUGUCGAUGAUGAGCGCGAUGCGGAUUCUCCUAGGGAGCAUCAUCUGCCUUCUGUCGGCGGUUAACGCGAGGACGGCGAUAAUGCCGCCGCCGUGGGCCGAUCCCUCGAGUAACCCCUGCGCAGCGCAACCGCGCGGCUGGCAGCUGCUGUACUGGCCGGCCGACGGGAAAUGCUACAAAAUAUUCCAGAUCGGCGCCCCGUGUCCGGAGACCAUGGAACUGGGCCCGGCGGCCGGUAGCGGAACAAUCGCGGAGUGCAGGUGUCCCCCGGGAACCGCGCAGUCACCCAGGGACGCUUUGUGCCAUCCGAUAUUCACGAGAGCGUCCUGCUCCAAGGGUCAGUUCUUCGCACCAGUGCCGGACGCGCCGGAUAAGUCAGGUAAUCACUUGACGAAAUCACGAUGGGGAGUCUGUCGCGAUCCCGAAAUCUGCAGCGAGCAAGACGAGCUCUACUGGCCGAGGGAUGGCAAGUGCUAUCCAAAGCUCAGCAGGGGCCCGUGUCCACGGGGCGAGCUCCUCGUCGCGGGCGAGGACGGUCUGGCGACCUGUGCGUGCUCGACGAGCGGCGAGCUGGCCAGAUACCAUUGGCUGGGAAACGGCGGCGGUUGCCACGAGCACUACACCAAGGGUCCCUGCUCGGAGCCGGGAGAAUUGUUUCUGCCGGGCGGGACGUGCGGUUGCAACCCUCAAUUGCCUCACUAUCACGAACCGAGCGAGAUGUGCUAUCAGUUAGGCGGCGUCGGUCCGUGUCCGCAAGGACAUCACUUCGUGGUGACAAUGGACGCCCGAUCACCGCAGGAGGACGUUGUACGAGCCAAAUGCGUUUGCAAAUCGGGCCACGUGUUGUACAAAGACGGGUUCUGCUACCGAUUGCACACGCGGGGACCCUGCGAGAGCGGCUACAUGCUGGUAAACUCGUCGACCUGCAUUCCCGUGCCAUGCAAACGCGGUAGACUGUACUUCCCUCAGGAGAGGACCUGCUACAAGAUCGGUACGCGGGGACCGUGCCCGAACGGGCAGAUAGUGUUGUACGACCACAACGUGAGACCGUCCCUCGACGGGAUCAGUUACAACGGCGUGUGCGGCUGCGCCGUGAGAGACGCCGGCAAGUGCCUGAGGAGCGACAGCGACGACUGCGAGAGCACGCCAGGCAUGGUGAUGAUCAAGAAGAUCUGUUACAAACUGUACACGCAGGGCCCGUGCACCGCGGGCGAAUGGUUGGUCGCGCAGAGGACACCGAGGAACAGUCGGCUGUUAUGGCGACAGGGAGAAUCGCGGCCGAGAGCCAGGUGCGAGUGCCGACCUGGUUACAAGAGGAUCGUCCACAGCUCUGGCGAGGAAGAGCUGGAGAGCAGUAAUCUGAUCUCGCCGAACAGUUGCCAGCCGCCUGCGGUGAGCCUGGCGAAGUUUCUCAACGAUAAUAUCAAAUCGUUGGUAAUCUGAAUAGCUCAAUAGCUCGUACUUAUAAUUUAUAAGAUUCAUCAAAUUAUUUUUUUUUUUUACCUAUGUGAAGAACGAACCUAGCAUCGAACUUUUCAGUUGAAGGAACAACGAUCGAUUUAAUUUUGUACAUAAUGUUACACGACUUAUUAUUUUUUUAAUUUUAUCUCACA